GCAAAAUGGCGGCAUUGGUUGCUAAAUGUGCUAAAUGAACAAGCGGAAGAAAAAACUAAAUUGAUGCUUGACAAAAUUUCCCGCUAUCCUAUCUAAUACUAAUCAAUAUAUUCAGUAUUGUUUCGAUCGAUAUUCAUGUUGUUAUGGCGAGCACGCUGGAUUUCAGGACACAUGUCGAUCAGUCAUGCAGAUAUUCAGAAGAAUUUGUCAACAUUUAUUACGACUGCAUGGAUAAGAAAAGGAGGAACUUGACCCGGCUCUAUUUGGACAAGGCGACCUUGGUGUGGAACGGGAAUGCGGUGUCAGGGCAGGAUGCUCUUGGCGAUUUUUUUGAGUCGUUGCCUUCCAGCGAGUUCCAAGUUCAAACACUGGAUUGUCAGCCAGUUCACGAGCAAGCAACCCAAGGUCAGACCACGCUGCUCGUGGUGACUGGUGGGACAGUGAAGUUCGAAGGGAACAAACAGCGUUUCUUCAACCAGAACUUUCUUCUGACAGCUCAGGCGACGCCCAACAAUGACCAGCCUGUUUGGAAGAUCGCUAGUGACUGUUUCCGAUUCCAAGACUGGAACAGCUGAGGCUCUCUCCUCUGCGAUGUAUGAACACUCAACAGUCAUGGUCUAGAUCCAGUUUCUUUAUUUCCGUUUUUGUAAUAAAAUUAAAAUGCCAUGCACCAGACAAUACAAAAAAAAAAUAAUUGGUUUAUUCUUGGAACGUUGAACAAGGCAUGUGAUCAUAAUGGAGUAAUAAAUACAAAUAGGAUCGCCAAACAACCAACUGUAAAGCAACCGUCAAUGUGUGAAGUCUUAAGUUUUCAUGAUGCAAAUCCAUCAACGCGACAACACUUGACAACUGAAAAAUACACAGAAAACACCCCGAUAUUAAAAUGAAGACUCCACUUCAGAUACCAUCAUACCCAAAUGUACAUUAACCCAUGAACUGAAGUAAAACAAGCACAGUAUCACAAGUUCUGACUAGCUAAUGCAAAUAAGCAUCGUAGCAAUUUGUUAGUAGCAAAACAUGCUUCAUCUUAAAUAAAUACACUGCCCACGAGAAAUAUGACAAAAGGUUUUUCUUUACAAGUAACACUAUUUCACAAUUUAAUAAAUUAAAACAUUUGCUUAUCUUCCUGAGUCAUUUAUGUUCACACAUUUUGGUCUCACCGAAUAAAUUGACACAAUAGCAAAAGUAUAAAUUAAACAGCUGUCAGAAAAAGUAAAGUAGAUUGAAUAGCAGACCCGAUCACAAGCAUGUUUAAUUCUAUAUGAUCGGUGUCAAGUGUAUCUCUGGGUGGGGAUAUUUUCCCCUCAAGUAAAAGAACAAUUGGCAGUAAAGCAUGAACUAUUUGUAACUCGAUGCCACUUACUUCUGCUCGACUACACAGGUACUGCAGACUGAAGGCACAGUAACAUUAGUACUGCAAAUGUACAAAAGAGCAAUACAAGCCUCCCUGAUGAUUACAGUUAUUAUUGAAUUGAAGUAACAGCAAAGCAUCGGCAACAUACGGGGGAACAGUGGUACUUUUUAAAUCAGCUACAAACUGAGGACCAGCGGAUUUAUGUGGUGGAAGUUAUGUGCCGUAAUGGUCUCGGACCGUUUUUCAAGAGUUGUCCACUUGAGUGCGUUUUCGUUGACAAUAAAAACAGGCAGGACACAUUGUUCAACAGCUACAAGUAUUUACAGCUUCUCUGUUCAAGACAUUUUCAUUUGGUGGUACACAAACAGCAUACUGGUUACAGUGGGGACGCUUGGGUGAAAGUGAGCAAAGUUAUUUGCCCCCGUACAUUCUCUCUAUGUGGUGGAGAUAGUGGUUCUUCAGCUCUUUCCUCUUCAGCUUGAAGGCGUCUGUGACCAGGCCCGUCUCGGGGGUCCACGGCUCUGGAAUCAGAUGUACCUUCACCGGAAUCUCAAAUCGCUGGAGUUUAACUGUAUGGAUGAAAAGAGAACAGCGACGCUCAGUAUAGUACAACGAAAAGCGCUCCUUCCUACUAAAAUAUAGCGAAAAGAGCAUGUGUCGCCAGAGAGGAGGACAGAUAUAAGAAGUACACAUAAAAGUAACGAUAACUAGUACAGCCAUAACACAAUAUCAUGAAAACACACGGCCACUUCUUACUGUUAGCAGCAACCUCCUUGAUCUCCUUCAGGACCUCUCUUUCCAUGUCCGGGUGGGUGCAGAUCUCCUCCCAUGCCCCCACGAUGCCUCUCUGUUCGGCCAGAUCCGUCAUCCUCUUCUGGUUGGGAACCACGAAGCUGAUCACAUAGUUCUGCUCACUGAAAGGAUGCAGAAUAGAAACAAGGUUGACAAAAGGCCACGGAUAAUAAUGCACCUGUGCCCGCUGCUGAAAAGUUGAAAUAUUUAAAAUAGUUGAAAUAAUCAGUUGAAGUCAUAUUGAAGUAGCCUUCAAAUUACAAAACUGAAAGUUGAGAUAGUUCGAAAGGAAGUGCUGAAAGAAGUUAGAUUGAAGAGUAAGCUCUGAGGGAAGAUGAGGUGUUGAUUUAAUUGUUAAGUGCGGACAGAAGUUGAACAACCUGUAGAUUCAGUUGAAGUUAAUGAGGAGCUGAAAUGUAAGUCGAGGCGUAGGUGUUACAGUUGAAGUCCUGAAAUAAUUCAGUGACUGUUCAAGUGUAUGAACUGAAAGAUGUCAGUUGAAGUGCAGGCUCAAGUGUGAGCAUUAAAAAGCAGUUGGGAGUGAAAUUGUGUAGGAUCAGUGGAAGUGGUUAAACUUUAUACGGGCUGAGGAAGUGUCAGUUCUGUCAGUUUCAGUUGAAGUGAAAGUCAUUUUUCAGCUGCAUUCGUCUUUCUCAUUAGCUGACAUUAAAGGUCAAUUUCUGAACUGGGAAAGCUGAGAAACACAACUACUGUUGCUGGGAUAUCUUAAUUAAUUUGAUAUCAAGAUAUUAUUAGGAUUUUUUUUAAAUUUAUUUAUUUUAUUUUAUUUAUUUUUUUAAAUUGUAGCAUGCGAAGGCAGCGGGACUGGUGUGAUUAUACAAAAUUAAAUAUGUUUAAAUGGGGUGAUGAAGUUAUACUGAGAUGAACACAUUUGUUGUCCAAAUAAAUGACACGAGGCACACUGAAAACACACAUUUUUAACUACAUCUAAGUUCAUGAUAUGAAUAUAAUAAUACAUUAUAUAAAAUCCCAUGUCAAUCUUCACAGUUGACGCUCAUGGGUGGGACUGGAUUGAACUGUAAAUCAUUUUUUCUUUCUAUACAGUGCAUAUGGUUUUACAAUAUAAACAAACUCCCCACAGUCCAGUCAGUUUUACACGAAUUAUACAUUUUGAUCCAUUUUUGCAUCUGCCAUUUGAAAUGGAUAUUUGGUUUAAUGUGGUAUGUGAGCAAAUAGAGGAACAAAGAAAUUAUGAUCAUCACAUGCAAUGUCAUCCAUAUUUGCAAGCUCUACUGCAGGCUGCAUUAUCUCCUCCUGCUGCAUUGGAUUUGCAUAUGAGAAUGGAGACAAAUAUUUGUUUAGUAAAUAAUUAUUUGUUCAACACUGCAGCUCUAAAGCACACGUGUACUUAAAGCUACAGAAACGUUGUCUUGCCACCAGCUCUUAGAAGUGAGAGCUGAUUGAUACUGCCCCAAAUGUAUCCACCCGGUAGUCUGUUACAUUUCCUGUAACUUUGAACCUAAAUAAAUGACUUACUCACCUGUUUGCAUAAGCACAAAUGUUGUCUAUGAUGGAGCAGUUCUUCAGAGCGCACUCGACUUU
Anarrhichthys ocellatus (wolf-eel) is the source of this 3709-nucleotide messenger RNA. RefSeq names its product nuclear transport factor 2-like export factor 2 (gene nxt2). The record is from RefSeq and is a predicted model, not a curated record. The transcript is spliced from 4 exons. Gene Ontology annotation, biological process: nucleocytoplasmic transport. The coding region runs from base 144 to 575 and encodes 143 amino acids. Lineage: Eukaryota; Metazoa; Chordata; Actinopteri; Perciformes; Anarhichadidae.